This is a messenger RNA of Pochonia chlamydosporia 170, 951 nucleotides long. RefSeq names its product FAD binding domain-containing protein. Gene Ontology annotation, molecular function: hydrolase activity. The record is from RefSeq and is a predicted model, not a curated record. The coding region runs from base 1 to 951 and encodes 316 amino acids. Lineage: Eukaryota; Fungi; Ascomycota; Sordariomycetes; Hypocreales; Clavicipitaceae. The transcript has a single exon.
AUGGGGUUACAAAUGGACAAUGAGUUUGCUUCUGCUUUAGCACCACUCAUCCCCACGCUUCAAAACUUGCCAAAACCUAAAGUCCACGAUGUUGAGACAAGGCGACAGAUCUUGGCAGGUUUUACGACCAACACACAAUUACCGGAUGGUGUAACCCAAACUAUCCACAAUGUCGAAACACCAGACGGCUAUUCCCUGCCAAUAUGGCACUUGAAGAGAACGGAUCGAGAUCCAAGCUCUGAGGGCGGGCCAGCAGUUCUACAUAUUCACGGCGGAGGGUUCAUCUCGUUAAGCCCGGCUGCAAUGAUGGCAGGUCUUGCGGAAUACGUGGUAAAAACCGACGUACAACUAUUCGCUGUGGACUACCGUCUUGCUCCCGAGCAUCCCUAUCCGACACCCCUUGACGACUGCUGGGCUGCGUUGACAUGGAUAAUGUCGCAAGCCAAGGAGCUUGGAGUUGAUGCGAGUCGAGUUGGUCUAAUGGGUGAAAGCGCAGGAGGUGCUCUGGCAGCAGGGUUGACACUCCUCGCAAGAGAUCGCCAAUUGCAGCCUCCAAUUGCACGGCAGAUACUUGGAUAUCCCAUGCUCGACGAUAGAAACUCGGAAACAGUGCCGGAAAAUGUGGUCACUUUAUGGAACGAGGAGGAUAAUGUCACCGGGUGGACUGCCUAUCUCGGAUCCAAGGUUCAAUCGGAUGAUGUACCAAUAUACGCUGCACCGGCUCGAGCCAAAGACGUAAAGGGUCUGCCUCCGCUGUACAUGGACAUUGGACAGCUGGAUCUAUUUGUGAAGGAAAACCUGGCGUACGUUGGAAAGUUUCUCGACGCAAUGGUGGAAACGGAAUUUCAUAUCUACCCGGGCUUGUCUCACGGUUUCGAGGGCCUUGCGCCAAAUCAUUCAGUUGCUAAAGAAAUGAGGGAAAAAAGAGUCCAGCAACUAAGGAAACUGUAA